Colius striatus (speckled mousebird) is the source of this 5039-nucleotide messenger RNA. Its product is annotated as discoidin domain-containing receptor 2. NCBI's taxonomy places the organism in Eukaryota, Metazoa, Chordata, Aves, Coliiformes, Coliidae. Gene Ontology annotation, cellular component: membrane; signaling receptor complex. The coding region runs from base 201 to 2822 and encodes 873 amino acids. Gene Ontology annotation, molecular function: collagen binding; ATP binding; protein tyrosine kinase collagen receptor activity. The record is from RefSeq and is a predicted model, not a curated record. Gene Ontology annotation, biological process: positive regulation of kinase activity; cell surface receptor protein tyrosine kinase signaling pathway; multicellular organism development. The transcript is spliced from 17 exons.
CACCGGCCUAGCGCCCCGGCGGCCGCAGGGCUGUCGCUUUAAGAGCGGCUCGGCCGCGGCCGCCCCCGCCCCCGCCGCGGCCGGAAGGGGGUCGUACUGCCGCGCCGCCGCCGCUCGGUGCCUCAGCAAUGUAGAUGGCAGCUGCUGUCUUUGAAGGACUCGCACCCAUCUGACCCUGCUCAGCACCUCCAGUUGCUACCAUGAUCUUCUGCAUGCUGCUGCUGGCCUCCCUGCCUGAGCCAUCUGGCACCGAAGUCAACCCUGCCAUAUGUCGUUACCCUCUGGGGAUGCACGAGGGGACGAUUCGAGAUGAAGACAUCACAGCUUCCAGCCAGUGGUACGAUUCCACAGGACCCCAGUAUGCACGGUUACAAAGGGAAGAAGGGGAUGGAGCCUGGUGCCCAGCUGGCUUAUUGCAACCAGAAGAUGUCCAGUUCCUUCAAAUUGAUCUGCACAAGCUGUUUUUCAUCACCUUGAUUGGGACUCAGGGCCGCCAUGCCCGAGCCACAGGCAAGGAGCUCGCUCGCUUCUACCGGAUUGACUACAGCCGCAACGGAGAGCGCUGGAUCUCCUGGAAGGAUCGACAGGGAGAGAAGGUGAUCCAAGGCAACGUUGAUACUUACGAUGUGGUGUUGAAGGACCUUCGGCCUCCCAUCAUCGCACGGUUCGUCCGGGUGAUCCCUGUCACCAAGGUGGCCACAACAGUCUGUAUGAGGGUGGAGCUCUAUGGCUGUGUCUGGUAUGAUGGUUUGGCAUCCUAUAGCAUCCCUGAAGGAGGGACAAUAACAGCUCCUGGCUUCCCCAUCGUUUACCUGAAUGACUCGACCUAUGAUGGCUACCAGGAGCGCAGGCACUUGUAUGGUGGUCUGGGCCAGCUGACAGAUGGGGUGCUGGGACUGGAUGACUUCACCCAGAGCCACCAGUACCGUGUGUGGCCAGGCUAUGACUAUGUUGGCUGGAAGAACGAGAGCUUCAGCGCGGGCUGUGUUGAAAUGGAGUUCCAGUUUGACCGCCCACGCAACUUCACCUCCAUGAAGGUGCACUGUAACAACAUGUUUUCCAAGGGGGUGAAGAUCUUCCAGAGGGUGGAGUGCCUGUUCAAACCACGCCUGAUUGCAGACUGGGAGCCUGACCCUGUUGGAGUGGCAACUGUCUUGGAUGACAAAAACCCCAGCGCGAGGUUUGUGACCGUCCCCCUGAAGCGGCGCGUGGGCAAAGCCAUCCUCUGCCGCUUCUACUUCGCUGACACCUGGAUGAUGAUGAGCGAGAUCUCCUUCCAGUCAGACAUGGAGAGUGUGAGUCCUAAUUUUGUCACAGCAGCCACAACCACAACAGAUCUGCUGGAGACAGCAUGCAACGUUACUGAGGGCACAUGGGAAACCACAUCUCCUGUAACCAGCACCUGGAUAGGAGAGAAGGCAGAUGACUCCAACACCUCCAUCCUUGUGGGCUGCCUUGUGGCUAUUAUUCUUCUGCUCCUGAUAAUUAUAAUCAUUAUUCUUUGGAAGCAAUAUGUUCAGAAAAGGUUGGAAAAGGCUCCACGUCGCAUCCUGGAGGAGGAUGCCACGGUUCGCCUCUCCUUCUACAGCUACACCAUUGCCAACAACCAGACCCAGAUCCACCAGGCAAAUCCCACCUAUGAACGUGCUUUCCCACUGGAUUUGGAAUAUCACCAACCAGCUACACUGCUCCAAAAGCUUCCAGAGCUCUCCCAGAGUGCAGAGGAUUCAGUGUGCAGUGGGGACUAUGCUGAGCCCGACCUGACCAAGUCCACUCCUCACCAAGGCUUCCAGAACAACGUUCCUCACUAUGCUGAAACAGAUAUUGUCCACCUGCAAGGUGUGACUGGCAACAACAUGUAUGCAGUGCCAGCCCUCACUGUGGAUUCACUGACCAAAAAGGACAUCUCAGUGGGUGAAUUCCCACGGCAGCAGCUGCGACUCAAGGAGAAGCUGGGAGAGGGACAGUUUGGAGAGGUGCACCUUUGUGAAGCUGAUGGGCUGCUGGAAUUCCUGGGGGUGUCAUCGACAGAAUUCACUCAUCAGCCAGUUCUGGUGGCAGUGAAAAUGCUGAGAUCAGAUGUCAACAAAACAGCCAGGAAUGAUUUCCUGAAGGAGAUCAAGAUCAUGUCAAGGCUGAAGAACCCCAAUAUCAUCCGGCUGCUGGGGGUGUGUGUCCGAGACGACCCACUGUGCAUGAUAACAGAGUACAUGGAAAAUGGAGACCUCAACCAGUUCCUGUCACAGAGGGAGAUCUACAGCAAAUUUGCCAUUUCAAACAACAUUCCCUAUGUCAGCCACUCUAACCUGCUGUACAUGGCCACCCAGAUUGCCUCUGGAAUGAAGUACUUGGCAUCCCUGAAUUUUGUGCACAGAGACCUGGCAACUCGGAACUGCCUGGUGGGCAGCACCUACACCAUCAAGAUCGCAGACUUUGGCAUGAGCAGGAACCUCUACAGCGGCGACUACUAUCGCAUCCAGGGCAGGGCUGUGCUGCCCAUCCGCUGGAUGGCCUGGGAGAGCAUCCUCCUGGGCAAGUUCACCACAGCCAGUGAUGUCUGGGCAUUUGGGGUCACCCUCUGGGAGAUGUUUGUCCUGUGUAAGGAGCAGCCUUACAGCCUCCUCACGGAUGAGCAGGUCAUUGAGAACACAGGAGAGUUCUUCAGGAGCCAGGGCAGGCAGAUCUAUCUCUCCCAGACUCCUCUGUGUCCUAACCCUGUGUUUGACCUGAUGCUGAAGUGCUGGAGCAGGGACAUAAAGGAUCGUCCCACUUUCGACACGAUUCACCGCUUCCUGCUGGAACAAAUGGAAGCCAACAUUUGACUGCAGCAAAAGAGACAAAGUGUUGAGGACAGAGUGACUUUGGGCUCUCUUUGCCUGCACCUCCUGGGCAGAUGGCCAGGCCACCUUGCUCUCCUCCCUCGACUGUACCCUGUUUAAGUUGAGACGUCCAUGGCAGCUGCUGGUUCUAUUGGCCAUGGUCUGACACACAGGACCAGAGGAUCUCACGUGGUUAACAGAUCAUCUCCUCUUCUGAAUCAUUUCCUGGGAAUACUGUGAGAGGGGUUUUGUUUAGAUACCCACACACCUUUGGGCAAAACAAAUGAGUAGAACUGGGAGGGGCUGGGGGUGGAACCCGGAGCUGCCAGCGGAUUGACACGAGGGAAAGACUUCACCCUCCUCCAACUGUUCCAUUCGACCCAAUGCAAGUCUUGUGCACAUUCAGUGAGUGUUUCUGCACCCUCUGGCUGCAGCCAGGCUGUGGAGUGAGACACUGCAAGUGUCUGGAGCUGGGAAAUGCUUUCCUGGACUUGAGCAGCCGUUGGGAAGUGACGCCAGCGGGCUCUGCAGACGUUGGUCCCAGAGCACAGGCUCGUGCUCUGUUUUCCUGUGGUUGUUAAGCACUGCUUUUGUUGGACAUGUGCAUUUUCCCCACACUGGAUUUUGUUUUUUUUGAUAGAAAAGAAUGAAUGUUAAGGGUCAGGAAGGUCACUGAGGUAAAAGAUCUUCUGUAGCCCUGCAAAUUAAGGCUAGGGAGUUUGUAUUGAAAAGUAGCUGAGACUGUACUACUGUCACUAUGUAGAGUUAUUAGCCUAAGGAACUUGUAGCCACAAUGGACUGAUGUGCAAUUAAUCCUGUAUUAAGUACCCAUUAAUAUGAGAUCUCUAAGUCAAUGCUGUUACAUGUACAGAGGGAACUUAGGUUUGGUGAGAGCAGAACCUGCUGUGGCACUGGGCAGAGCUCCUGGGGGAGGAGGAGCUGAGCUGGGGCCUUUGGGGCACACACACACCCCCCCAGGGCUCUCCAGGGCUGCAGCAGCUUAGACUCAAAUAGCAUAGAAUAGUGGGGAUGGGAAGGGACCUUUAGAGCUCAUCCAGGCCCAGCCCUGCUCAAGCAGAUCCACCUUGAUCAGGUCACACAGGAACGUGUCCAGGGGGGUUUGGAAACCUCCCAAGAAGGAGCCUCCAGCCCCUCCCUGGGCAGCUUCAGUGAGUGCCCUUCAGCCUGGGCUCCUUCCCUGCCACCAUCAAAGCUGCCCUCAGGAGCUGGGACUGACUCAUCCCCUGGGGUUGGGUUCUGGGCUCUCCCUGGCUGCCAGGAGCCCGUUUCCUCACUGAGCUGGGGCUGGGGCUCUGUCCUGUCACACACAGCUCCGUGUCUGAGGCCUCUCCACUCCAGCUGCAGUGAGUGAGAGGAUUCAGCUCAUUUCUACAAUAAAUCCAUGGUGGAUUUACCAGGUGCCUGGGGAAUACUCUGCUGUUCCCCCUCUAAUCCUUUAGCAAAAUACUUAGGACCAAACUGAGUAUUUCAUGAGCUGGGAGAAGGUGGAAGCUCAGCACCCGCCUCCAGCAUCGCCUCCUGCCAGGAAGGAUCGUCUCUGGCUUAGUCCCAGGGCUGGCUGUGCUCUGAGGGCUCUGCUGAGAGAGGGGAUGCCAGAACAGAGGAGGAUAGGGUGAAAGAAAAAGCCUUCUCCUGGCCUGGCAGCUGCCUCCUGCUCCCUGGGCACAACAGACUCUCCCAGUGCCACGGGCUCGAUGGGAGGUGAUUGCACUGGCAGAUCCAGCCCAGCUGCACCUCUCAGCCCUGUUGCCUGCUGAGGAGCUGGAGGGUCCAUGUCAUCUCCCCUCCCUGCAAGGGCCAUGGGGUGACUCUCUCCCCAGACAGCUGUUUUGCUGGUGAGAGGGGGCUGGGGGGGUUCAGCCCUUUGCUGGGAGGGGGAUGCUGCCCUCACACAUGUGCCCUGUCUGACUGGAGCUGGGCUGUGGGAGUCAGAGCCAGUGUGGUCCCACUGCGGCUCUGGGGCACUGGAGGGUGGCAAACCACACAUGGGUUGUGUGCCUGGAGUGCCUCUGUCCUGUGCCAGCCAAGUGAUCCCCAGUCCUGGGUGUGAUCUCCUGUACCUCAGAGACACCAGAGCACUGUAAUGUCACCUGGAUGGGCUUUGUACUUGUUGUGUGGGGCUGUGCUGUUCCUCCCUUCACAUGUUGACAUACCAAGUUUCUCUCCUAUUAAUAAAUUCUAAUGAUAACUCUGACAAAA